AAAGAGAAGAAUAGAAAAAUCUCUUCGUUUCUGCAAAAUCGCGAACCUCUGCAAAUCCCUCCCCCAAAUCGUUCCUCGGCGACGCGAAUCUACCGGCGUACCACGCGCGGCCACUCUCAGCUCGUCGGCGAGGGAAACUCCGCGGCCUUCCUCUUUCUGAAUUUCGAAGAAACUAUGUUCUCUGGAUUGAAGUUCAUACCACGGGAUCAUAUUGAUGAAGAAGAAGAUGGAAAAUCCUACAGCUCAAGAAAAAAGACAAGAAAAUCAGGACGUCCCAAGGAAAAACUUGGAAAGAAAAGUAAACAUUCCUGUUAUAGUAGUUCUGAUGAUGAAGGCCUUGAAAGAAUAAAGAGUGGAUCUAGAAAGAAAAAGAAGUGGUAUGAUCCAAAUGAGGAUUUGUCUUCAUUUUCUGAUGAAAGUGACAGCCAAAGUGAAGAACAUGAUCAAAAGAGACAUAAGAGUCGAAAAGAAGAAAAGAAGAAACAUGAUCAUAGCUCUGAUAAUGGACGUAGAAGUAGGUCAAAGAAGAAGGAUAAGAGUAGGAGAGGAGACUAUUCGUCAGAAUAUAAAUCAAGUGAUGGUUCUGAAAGUGAAAGGUCUGGUGAAGAAAGGGGUGAUCGGAGAGGGGAAAUGAAUAAAUCGGAGAACAAAAAAGAAUGGGGCAUAAAAAGUGACAAAAUGGAAAAUAACCUUGACCAUAAAGGAUCUCAAUCACAAAGUUCUGAUAUUUUACGAGAAGAAAUCGGAUUGGGAUGGAUGCUUCGGCCAAAGAAUAAUUCUGAUGAGACCUCUAAUAAGUCCUCUCUUAUUGAGCCAGAAGAAGCUUCAGUUGAAGAGGUAAAGAAGGAUAAUCCUAGAGAACUGAAUCCAUACCUGAAAGAUAAUGGGGUUGGAUAUCCUGAAGAGUCUGAUGGUGUCAACGCUGGCUUAUCUACUACAGUUGUUGGUGAUGGAGGUGCUAGCUGGAGGCUUAAAGCUUUAAAAAGAUCUAAAGAGCAAGCAGCUCGUGAGGGGCGGAAUCUUCAGCAGGUUGUUGAAGAACGUUGGGGUUCUAUGGGUCAAUUUGCAGCUUCUAUGGCUUCUCGUGAUGUUGCCUCAACUCAUGCCCAUCUUCAAGCCAUAAAUCACAGGAGAAAAGGGUUGAUGAAAGAAGAAAAACAAAAUCUAGAUGAAGAAAACAAUAGCAUUGAAAAGAUCGGCAGAAAGGACAUAACCCCUCGGCAUUCUAAAAUGAAGGUGCCCAAAGUUCAUGAUUCUUUAUCAUGGGGAAAGCGUGGGAGGAACAAACUAUCAGCUGAAGAUAGUGCUCUUGUCUCUGCUGCUAUGUCUAAUUUGAAUAAGUUUUCUAAUGAUGGAAAUUUCAUGGCUGCCUUUACGAGUAAGGAGGAGAAACAUGUAGAUCAGAGUAAUUCUUCAAAUUCUGAAGCUAGAGCAGAAUCUACUUCAACUGAUUUUGCAUUUAGAGAAAAUAAAGAAGAUGUUGGAACAUCCGGGCCUCCCAUGAGUGCAAAUCAGUUGGCUGCCAAAGCAUUGCAACUUCGUAUGAAAGGAAGGCACGACGAAGCAGAAAAACUGCUGAAGGAAGCUGAUAAUAUCAAAGGAAAACAGGAUGCUGGUAAUGAAUCAAGUAGACCGAAAAUUGAUGGAACCACAAGCAGGUUUAUUAUGCAUGAUGUAUCUGCAAGGCAAAAGAGGAAAGAGGAUGAUGGUGAUUUGCAUCUAGCUCAGAGAAUCGCGCAGAAUCAACGGUACAACAUAUCUAAUCAAGCCGAUGAAGAAUAUGACUACGACGAUGGACCUCGGAAAAAGACUCGAAAGAAAGGAGGGGAUAGCAGUCGCAAGUCAUCUGAGAUAACUAAUUCGGCAAAUCGCAUUUUGACUCAGCAGGAGCGCUGCCAAUUUUGCUUUGAAAAUCCGGCAAGGCCCAAGCAUCUAGUGAUUUCCAUUGCAAACUUUACCUAUUUGUCGAUACCUCAUCAGCAACCUGUCGUCCCAGGCCAUUGUUGCAUUUUGACUUUGCAGCACGAGUCUUCCACGAGAACUGUUGAUGAUAAUGUGUGGGAUGAAAUACGGAAUUUCAAAAAAUGCUUGAUAAUGAUGUUUGCAAAGCAGGAGAAAGAUGUAGUUUUCUUUGAGACUGUAAUGGGGUUGUCACGACAAAGACGGCAUUGUUUGGUUGAGUGUGUGCCUAUGCCCCGGGAUAUUGCAAAGCAGGCACCUCUUUACUUUAAGAAGGCAAUCGAUGAAGCUGAAGAUGAAUGGAGCCAGCAUAAUGCUAAGAAGCUCAUUGACACGAGUGAAAAGGGCUUGCGCGGUUCAAUCCCCAAAAACUUCCCAUAUUUUCAUGUUGAAUUUGGACUGAAGAGGGGAUUUGUUCACGUAAUAGAUGACGAAAAAGAAUUUCAAGGCAGCUUCGGCCUCAACGUAGUCCGGGGCAUGCUAAAGCUGCCAGCAGAAGACAUGCAUCGACGUCGGAGGAAUGAGUCUGUCGAUGCACAAAUGCAAGCAGUUGCCAGUUUUGCAAAGGACUGGCAACCCUUUGAUUGGACAAAGCAACUCGACUAAAUCUGGUGAGUUUGCAGAUGUAUCGAGUUUCCUGCAAUUUGAAGCUUGUUAUCUCGUGUUAUGCUCAAAAUGGGAUGGAAUAUUAGUUGGGGAAAUAAGAUGGGAGAUAAGACUUCAUUUGUAUGGUGCUUCAUGGUUGAGUGCAAGAUUGUAUAUCACCAUUUUGUGGAUUGGUUUGGAUGUAAAUUUUUACUGUAAAAUAGAGAAUUCUACUCAUGAUA
Molecule: messenger RNA, 2786 nt
Organism: Salvia miltiorrhiza (redroot sage)
Lineage: Eukaryota; Viridiplantae; Streptophyta; Magnoliopsida; Lamiales; Lamiaceae
Biological process (GO): mRNA splicing, via spliceosome
Cellular component (GO): post-mRNA release spliceosomal complex
Source: RefSeq, a predicted model, not a curated record